Leishmania mexicana MHOM/GT/2001/U1103 is the source of this 906-nucleotide messenger RNA. RefSeq names its product putative RNA-binding protein. Bases 1 to 906 code for a protein of 301 amino acids. The transcript has a single exon. Gene Ontology annotation, molecular function: mRNA binding. Gene Ontology annotation, biological process: regulation of RNA splicing. Gene Ontology annotation, cellular component: nucleus. The record is from RefSeq and is a predicted model, not a curated record. Lineage: Eukaryota; Euglenozoa; Kinetoplastea; Trypanosomatida; Trypanosomatidae.
AUGUACGGCCAGCCCAACAUGAUGUCCUACCAGCCUGGCGUGUUGUCGCCUCCCAUGUCCACUGGUGUGUCGGUGGUGCCCAACUACGCGCCUCCUUACCAGAACGGGAUGCCGCCGGGCUCGGUGCAGCAGCACCAAGGUCAGGGCCCGGCCCAAGGUCAAGCCAUGCCGCAGACGCAGCCGCGGCCACGAAACAACGAGGUUGGCAACACCAGCUCCGUCAUUCACAUGCGCAACGUGACGCCCGAAGUGACACAGCUUAGCAUUCAGAAUCUGGCCCAGAACUUUGGCGACAUCAAGCACAUCGUGAUGCUGCGCCAGAUGAACCAGGCCCUUAUUGAGAUGAAGAGCCCCAAGAGCGCUGAGCAGCUGGUGGACUUCUUUAAGGAGCCCGGCUACGCGGAAAUCGAUGGCCGCCGCGUGUACAUUCGUUUUAGCACCCACCAAAACCUUACGGCCACGCAGCACGCGACUCGCACCCUUCUGGUGUCGAUGUUCAACACGCAGUAUGACGUGUCUGCCGCGGCGCACAUUACGCCAGAGAUCGUGUACCAGAUAUUUGCUAGCUACGGCACCGUGGAGCGCAUCGUGGUGCUGCCCAAGAACGAGAGCAGUCAAUGGAACCACAACCGCGUUCAGGCGCUCGUCCAGUUCGACGCUCGCGAGUCCGCCGAGCACGUGAAGAAUAUUUUGCAGGGCCAGCCUGUCACCCUCGGCGAGACCAUCACGUUCACCCUCGACAUUCAGUUCUCGCGCAUGGACGAGAUCAAGACGACAAACCCAACGACGUCGCUUGUCGUCGACGAUGAAGGUGCCCACCGCCCGGCUAGUACAAUGGACCCCAUGGCGAUGAACACAGCGACGAUGACGACCACCGGCAUGUAUCCGCCGAUGGGGUGGAGCUAA